This is a messenger RNA of Hylaeus volcanicus, 715 nucleotides long. RefSeq names its product serine/threonine-protein phosphatase 6 regulatory ankyrin repeat subunit B-like. The transcript has 8 exons. NCBI's taxonomy places the organism in Eukaryota, Metazoa, Arthropoda, Insecta, Hymenoptera, Colletidae. Bases 11 to 715 code for a protein of 234 amino acids. Gene Ontology annotation, molecular function: protein binding. The record is from RefSeq and is a predicted model, not a curated record.
UCUGUCCAAUAUGGAACUCGUAGCAUUGAUUAAUAGGUUGACCGAAAAACAAUUAACACACAUCCCUCUGACACUGGAAGCUUUUGAGAUACAAACAAAUCUUCUUAAAGCUUUAAAACAGUUAGAUUUUACUCUUGUUGGACACUAUACAAAACGUUUGGCUUUAUACAAUCAAAUCCAUAAGUGUAAUUUAUGGAAUCAAAUGAAGCAUUUAAAGGGAUUUCAGCUUCCUUUACAUUAUACGACUGGCCUUAAAGGAGAUUUAGGAAUAACACUCUUAUCCUUAUUCUUAAAAUUUGGUGCUGAUAUCAAUCAAAGAGAUAAAAAUUUCUGUACGCCACUCAUGCUUACAUCUCAAUUAGGAAGAACUGCAUUUACUGAGUUUUUGUUAACACAGGGAGCCCGUGUGGAUCUUGUUGAUUAUAAAGGAUAUACUGCAUUACACUAUGCGUGUGCUGAAGGUCACGUUGAAACAGCUGCGCGGCUGCUACUUUUCGGUGCAAAUCCAAAUGCUUUAGGAGCCCCACGUCUACAGUGGGAAACACCUUUAGAGAUUUCGGUGAAUUCCAGGGUUGUGCGUGCUCGAGACAUGGUGAAAACAUUAAUGAAUUACGAUACUAAUACAAAAUAUCAGAUUCCUUCCCGUUUUUAUAAGAACGAAACAUCAAUGCUAAUGAAACUACUUCAGUUUGACGUAGGUUUUUUUUUGUAUUGA